Molecule: messenger RNA, 1639 nt
Organism: Pseudogymnoascus verrucosus
Lineage: Eukaryota; Fungi; Ascomycota; Leotiomycetes; Thelebolales; Thelebolaceae
Exons: 3
Coding region: 432-1253 (273 amino acids)
Source: RefSeq, a predicted model, not a curated record
UUUAUUUCUUCUUUGCCUUUUCGUUGACACGCAGUCGUUAUCAAUUCUGUUUUGUUCACCUUCGUUCGUUCGUUCGUUCACCCUUGCACGGUUCUUUUUUUCCUGCCGGAGAAAGAAGGAUUCCUUGAUUGCUAUUCCCGCGGACUGCUUAUACCAGGUUCAUAUCUACUGGCUAGGAAGAAUUAACAGUAUACGAAGCAGCACACCAUUGUGCUGCAGACAGAUACUGGGAAACCAAAAAAAUAUUACGAGCGAGGAGGUACCUCUACAAUUAGAAACAGGACCUAGAAGCUGGAAACCGGGUGCCCGGAAUCGAAUCCCAGUAUAUCGACGAAAAGUCCGGGCUGCGAAAUAGUCGGGUCGAGGCUAAAGGAUCUGCGCUCUCGGCGACGACGAGGCUGAAGCUGCCCGCGUUUAUCACCUCAACCAGGAUGCCUUCCUUCCGCCAUUUCCUCAUUUUAUUCACCAUCUUCACUGUCUUCGCAGUCACAUUUACCUCGGCGGCCGUAGGACAGGUCCGGAGGUACCAUGCGCCAACGGCGGACGAAAUACAGUUCACCAAGCUUCUGUCUACGAUUUCCGACGACCCGGAGCUUCACGAUGCGCUAGAGAAGUACAUUGCAAAUAAAUAUCACCCAGGCAAGAAGGGCGGGGACGACACAGCGUUUCAGUUCCUUAACAGCUAUAAGGCUGCUGCUGCGACGAGUUUGGUGGAGCUUGUCAAGAGGCAGAAUUCUAAUGGGACUACGACUACGACGACUACCUCUAUAACCGAUCCGCCGAAGACCACCACUUCUGUUGUUGUGCCCCCAACUACGGAUGAACCUCCUCCAACAACUACACCAGACACUCCAACCCCACCUGGGCCGACCGAAACCCCAAACCCAACCGACAGUUCAACUGAAAACCCUCCAACUCCCACUCCCACACCCGGAACACCAACCACGCCAACCCCCACCCCUCCCGGCAGUACUCCGACCAAAAGCGGCCCUACAACUCCUCCCCCAACGGGAGGGCAAGAGGCGAAGACGCACACCUCGAAGACUGAGACGACUACAUACACGACGGUUGGUCCUGACGGUACUACGAGCACUAUCACAGCGUAUACCGUUAUUCCUUGGAGCCAACCUACGGAGAAUGCGGAGCCGACUGUCACGCCCUCUUUGCAGGGGAAUGCGGCGUCUAAGUUCAAUGUGCUUGGUGCUGUAGGGUAUGGGUCUAUUUUAUUCGUCGGCUUGAUGGCUAUACUAUAGUCACUCGAUAAUGGUCUAUCAGGCCUAGCAAGGGCAGCGCGGCGACUGUCAAUUGAGUUAUGGAGAAUGGAAGAACAAAAUUGUUUCACAGAUUUUCGGAGAAGGGCACAAAGUGCAAUGGGAAUACACAAAAAUGGGAAUCAGAUGGGACACUCCUUUUCAAUAAGCAAUGGGAUUACGGCGCAGAAUUAACGACAUCAUCAUGAAAACGAUGUAACGACACUCCUUUACAGCAUAGCGUGGUGGGAAAACGGCGGCGGGUAUGGUUGGGUUAGGUUGGCGUGCUUUAUUAGAAGGAAAUAGGAGAAACGCAACAUCGUCUUGCAGCGGAAAUCGCAAUUGUACUUUAUAUUUGAGGAAACAAAUCAUAUUUGCUUACAGCAUGA